AUGUUGGUCCAGAGCGCGACGGAUUUGGGAGAUGCUGGCAAUGGCAUUUACACUGCUGGUAGUGCGUUGACGAUCCUGAAGACUCUGCUAAGACACUCUUUCGCGUCCAGUGGCACCUUGUCGAGCGGCGGUGCUGACCCUGCUACCCAACAGCUCGGAGCUCAGGUUGUUCAGCAGACGUUCGAGCCUCUGGUGACUGUUCUUGGCGCUGUAGAGGACGAGAAGGUGCUUAAUGCUGGCUCAGAAUGCCUCAAGUGGUUCGUCAUGUUUGCCGUGGACCCUCUGGCCGCGUACACCACUGCUGCUGGCACCAACGGCAUCGACACGACACUCUCUGUCUCUGCCAAGUUGUUGUCUCCUGCCGUCUCUGAUGCCAGCGCUACGUGCGUCGGUGGAUUGAUUACGCAGAUACUGCUCAAGCUCGGUCCCAGUCUACCUACUGCGACGGUGCAGUCAAUCCUUAGUGCUGUCUGUGCUCGACUGGCGGCGACUGAGUUGCCGUCUCUGGCUCAGUCUCUUUGCAUGGUGUUUGCUCGUCUCGUUCACUCUCACGGACCUGAAAUCCUGAACGUAUUGGAGCAGUUGCCGCCUCCUGCUGCCCCCGCUGGUCAGACUCAGGCUCCGAACAUGCUGACGUUUGUGUUCCGCACUUGGAUCGAGAAACAGCAGGAUUUCUACGGACUGUACUGCAUCAAGGUGACGAUGAGUGCUUUGCUCAAGGUUGUCGAGUGGAACGAUCCUCGAAUCAAUGCCAUUACGGUCACUGGUAGCGCUGUGGACUCGGCAAGCACCGAUGGUGCGGGUAUCCGGACGCGAUCGAAGGCUCGAAGCACUCCUGCUAGCGGCCAGACGCAGCACACGACGGUGCACUUCUUGACCAAGUUUGUUGUUAUCCUCGCCAAGACAAUGUCCAACUUGGCAGAAGAUGAAGAAGAGUGGGAAUCAUCGGAUGAUGACUCGUCCGAUGGCGAGGGUGACGAUGACGUUGUCUCCGGCGCUGGUGGAUCCUCGGUGUUCGCUCCUGCUGAGAAUUAUGAGCUUCUAUCGGACCGCCUGGAUGGUGAUGGUGCUGUGGAAGUUCAUGAUGGCGAAGAGCCCGAGGAAGAGUUUGAGGCGUACUUUGACCCGCUUAAUGAGGUGGACUUGAAGAAUGCUAUUCCUCAGGCGCUGCAGAAUGUCACGGCCAAUGCCAGUCUGCUUCAGGCUAUUAUGCCCGAGCUGACUGCUGCCGAUAAGGAAGCACUCGCUGCGGUGUCGGCGCUCUCGUCGUAGACUUCAAAGAUCUGUGAGCUCGUCUUCACUCAUCCUGAUCUGGUGCUACAACGCCCUUGUUAAAGAAAAUCUCAC
Phytophthora nicotianae INRA-310 is the source of this 1347-nucleotide messenger RNA. RefSeq lists its product as hypothetical. The transcript is spliced from 3 exons. Bases 1 to 1272 code for a protein of 423 amino acids. The record is from RefSeq and is a predicted model, not a curated record. NCBI's taxonomy places the organism in Eukaryota, Oomycota, Peronosporomycetes, Peronosporales, Peronosporaceae. Gene Ontology annotation, cellular component: nuclear envelope; cytosol. Gene Ontology annotation, biological process: protein import into nucleus.